CACCACUGCAACCGCCGCCCCGGCCGCCGCCGCUCCUUGUCGGGCCGGCGGGCGGAGAGCGCAGCGCGGGGGCCGCGGCAUGGCUGUGUCCUGGAGGAGCUGGCUGGCCAACGAAGGGGUUAAACACCUCUGCCUGUUUAUCUGGCUCUCCCUGAAUGUUUUGCUUUUCUGGAAAGCCUUCCUGCUGUAUAACCAAGGGCCAGAGUAUCACUACCUCCACCAGAUGUUAGGGCUAGGAUUGUGUCUAAGCAGAGCCUCCGCAUCUGUUCUUAAUCUCAACUGCAGCCUUAUCCUUUUACCCAUGUGCCGGACACUCCUGGCUUACCUUCGAGGAUCCCAGAAGGUUCCAAGCAGGAGAACCAGAAGAUUGUUGGAUAAAAGCAGAACAUUCCACAUAACCUGUGGUGUCACUAUCUGUAUUUUUUCAGGUGUGCACGUGGCAGCCCAUCUGGUGAAUGCCCUCAACUUCUCCGUGAACUACAAUGAGGAUUUCACUGAACUGAAUGCAGCAAGAUACCGAGAUGAGGAUCCUAGAAAACUUCUCUUCACAACAGUUCCUGGCCUGACGGGGGUUGGCAUGGUGUUGGUGCUCUUUCUGAUGAUUACAGCUUCUACAUAUGCAAUACGAGUUUCUAACUAUGACAUCUUCUGGUAUACUCAUAAUCUCUUCUUUGUCUUCUACAUGCUACUGAUGUUGCAUGUUUCAGGAGGGCUGCUGAAGUAUCAAGCUAAUUUAGAUACCCACCCUCCUGGCUGCAUCAAUAUUAAUGGAACCCGCUACCAGAAUAUCCACUUACCAAACUAUCGCUCAGAACAUUUUCAUGAAUCUUUCCCCGGAGGACUUUCGAAACCAGAUGAACUUACCCAAAACAGAUCUGUGAACAUUUGUAUGGAAGAGCCCAGGUUCCAAGCUAAUUUUCCACAGACCUGGCUUUGGAUAUCUGGACCUUUGUGCCUGUAUUGUGCUGAAAGACUUUACAGGUGUAUCCGGAGCAAUAAACCGGUCACCAUCAUCUCGGUCAUAAGUCAUCCCUCAGAUGUCAUGGAAAUCCGAAUGAUCAAAGAAAAUUUUAAAGCAAGACCUGGCCAGUAUAUUAUUCUACAUUGUCCCAGUGUGUCUGCCUUAGAAAACCAUCCAUUUACCCUCACAAUGUGUCCUACUGAAACCAAAGCAACAUUUGGGGUCCACCUUAAAAUAGUAGGAGAUUGGACAGAAAGGUUUCGGGAUUUACUACUUCCUCCAUCUAAUCAAGACUCUGAGAUUCUGCCUGUUAUUCAAUCAAGAAAGUAUCCCAAGCUAUACAUUGAUGGUCCAUUUGGGAGUCCAUUUGAGGAAUCAUUGAACUACGAGGUUAGCCUCUGUGUGGCUGGAGGCAUUGGAGUAACUCCAUUUGCAUCAAUACUCAACACCCUGCUGGAUGACUGGAAACCAUACAAGCUUAGAAGACUGUAUUUUAUUUGGGUGUGCAGAGACAUCCAGUCCUUCCGCUGGUUUGCAGACUUACUCUGUGUCUUACAUAACAAGUUUUGGCAAGAGAACAGACCUGACUAUGUCAACAUCCAGCUGUACCUCAGUCAAACAGAUGGGAUACAGAAGAUAAUUGGAGAAAAAUAUCAAGCACUGAAUUCAAGACUUUUUAUUGGACGUCCUCGGUGGAAACUUCUGUUUGAUGAAAUAGCAAAAUGUAACAGAGGGAAAACUGUUGGUGUUUUCUGCUGCGGACCCAAUUCAAUUUCUAAGACUCUUCACAAACUGAGUAACCGAAACAACUCAUAUGGGACAAGAUUUGAAUACAAUAAAGAAUCUUUCAGCUGAAAGCCUUUGAGAAGAAUCAGGACUCUAAACCAAGAAUGAGUGCAAUUUCUAAGACUUUGAAGCUCAGCUGAAUCAAGUAGCUGUGUCAUGCCAAAGAGUAGCAAGGUUUUCUUAUUUAUGAUUAUUUAAAAAUGGAAAUGCAGAGGAUAUGGCAGGAUGACAGGUCACAUUACAUGUUUAAUCUGGAAACCAAAGAGGCCCUGAAGAGUAGUUGCUGUGAUGAUUCACUUUUCAGUGCUCAAAUGAAAACUAUUUGAUGCACACUGUUGAUUUUUAUGGACGAUUCAAGAACUCCCUAGUGAGGCACUGCACUUGCUCACUGUGAGGCUGAUAGCCUUGGUCCUCUUUAAAUUGUUUUUGGUUGAACAAAUACAAGAUUGAAUGAAAUUAAAAAUGCAUUGAAACUCAGAUUACAUUUUCUACAUGAGUAUAAACAGAAUAGCUUUGAUUUAGAAAAAGCUCCAGGCAAAUAUAGUAGAUGUUUGAAGAUAUAGCACAGGACUCUCUAUUAAUACGGGUACUUUGUGUCUCCUCUUCCUCACUACUGAUGCUAAUACCUCUAUUUGAUGUCUGUGGACUUCAUGCUGAAUGAACUUUUGUAGAUGUUGAUAGAGUAUUUUUAUAUUUAUCUUUCUUCCUUUUUCCUCUCUCUAUGGAAAUCUGCCCUCCUUUGCAUGCAUCAGACACAAUGAUUUAAUCGAUCCUUUUCAUCUGCAGUUUACUUAAUCUAUUACUGUUGGAUAGUAAUGAAGAAAAUAUCAUUACUGUAAAUCAUAAAGGAAUGUAUAGACUAAAUAACUUUUUUCCUUUGUCAGCAUUUUGGCCUCUGUUAUUUUUAUUUACUUUUUUCCCCCAGCAUAGAUUCUUAUUUUUAGACCCUUAAGGUACUUUGUUUAAUUUGCACUUUGAGACAGAAGAACAUUGUGUCUCUCAGUGGUGACUGAGUCAUAAGAUGUCUUUCUUUUGUCACACAUUGGUUUCUACUGGAGCCCAUUGAAAGUGCAAUCACAUUCCUGAACAGUAACAACCAAAAAACCCGCCCAUACUUUGCUUUCUACACAAGAGGAAAUAUUUCAUUAAUUAUUUGAAUUUAAGUUCAGAAUCAAGAAUAGUAUUUGUUGCAGCAUUUGGUAUUCUGGGUCUUGAUGGGAAAUUAUUGAGUUUAAAGUCACUCUUCGGACUAUACUGCAUGAUCCUAUCAGUUUAUGCUCAUUAGCCAUUAUAUUCUUGGCUCAGGGGAUGACUCUACUUCCCUACUUACGAAUUAAGUUAUUUUUGCAGUAUAGUGAUUUUGUUUUGUAGACAUCUCUCAUUUGCUAUCAAUUAUAGCACAUUGCUGAAAUAAGCAAAAUGACAUACCUUGCCUUUGUUAAAAUGUUGUGUGGUUUAACAGAACGUGAUAGAUGCUACUGUCAUUUUUUUCUCUGAUUCACCAGUAACAACCAAACAGGGAAACCGUCUAGCAUUGAAUAGCUAUUAAUAUAUUACUUACAGAUAUUUCUUCCUUCCCUUGGAAUUCUUUCUUAUUCUUUCUGUGGAAGGAAGGCAAGUCAGAAAAAGAUAUGGGAAAUGUGCAAUAUUCCUACAGAUUUAGCUCUAAAGGCAUAUUUGAUAACCAGUACAUCUUGGCAACACUAUCUAAAUUAAAAAGAAUUAUCAUAAAAACAUAUAACAGAAAGAACUAGUAAAAAGAAGGUAAUACAGGCUUGAUGUGCAAUACUCUUUACUGAUCAUAGUUUAUGUAUGUGAUUGUAUGAAUACACCUAAUUUCAGUAAAAGAGGUGGAAGGUUUUUCAAAAAAAGAAACAUCCUUAUGGGUAGGUCUGCUAUUCUUGAUGAACAUCCUGUUCCUUUAAAAUUCUAGUUGAUGUUCAAACAUGAAGUGUUAAAUAUAGAAAAGUUUUGCUUCUGCAGGUAGUAAUAAAAUUAGAUUUUCAUCAUGCA
Canis lupus familiaris (dog) is the source of this 3760-nucleotide messenger RNA. It is a transcript of the gene NOX4, whose product is annotated as NADPH oxidase 4. Gene Ontology annotation, biological process: defense response; superoxide anion generation. Gene Ontology annotation, cellular component: plasma membrane; NADPH oxidase complex. The record is from RefSeq and is a predicted model, not a curated record. The transcript is spliced from 18 exons. Gene Ontology annotation, molecular function: superoxide-generating NAD(P)H oxidase activity. NCBI's taxonomy places the organism in Eukaryota, Metazoa, Chordata, Mammalia, Carnivora, Canidae. The coding region runs from base 80 to 1816 and encodes 578 amino acids.